Messenger RNA from Brassicogethes aeneus, 871 nucleotides. NCBI's taxonomy places the organism in Eukaryota, Metazoa, Arthropoda, Insecta, Coleoptera, Nitidulidae. The record is from the annotation of a GenBank genome assembly.
AGUCACAUGACCAAAAUUUGUGUCUUUUCGGUUGGUAGUUUGUAUUUCCUUCUUUCUAAAAUCGACAAUGGCGCCGACUGUCCAAAAAAAGGAGAAAACAGUCAAGGGACUGCCAGCAGUGCCCGAAUCCGUGUUGAAGCACCGUAAAAGGCGCGAACAGUCCCGCACCAAAAGGUUACAGUCCGACAUCAAAAAGAAGGGUGAAGGAAUAAAAAAACGCAAGGAAAUCUUCAAAAGGGCCGAACAGUAUGUCAAGGAAUACCGACUGGUGGAACGCGAAGAAAUCCGUAACAAACGUCAAGCUAAAAACCUUAACAACUUCUACGUACCACCAGAAGCUAAAUUGGCUUUCGUUAUCCGUAUCAAGGGUAUCAACAAAGUAGCCCCCAAGGUCCGUAAGGUCCUCCAAUUGUUCAGACUGUUGCAAAUCAACAAUGCCGUCUUUGUGAAGCUGAACAAGGCCACCAUUAACAUGUUGAGGAUCUGCGAGCCAUACAUUACGUGGGGCUACCCUAACCUAAAAUCUGUCAGAGAGCUCGUCUACAAGAGAGGUUUUGCCAAGGUUAACGGACAACGUGUACCAAUCACCAGCAACGAAAUCAUUGAAAACAGAUUGGGCAAAUCUGGUGUUAUCUGCGUUGAGGAUUUGAUCCAUGAAAUUUUCACAGUAGGCGGUAGCUUCAAACAAGCUUCCAACUUCUUGUGGCCCUUCAAGCUAAACACCCCCACUGGUGGAUGGAGGAAGAAGACCAACCACUACGUUGAAGGUGGUGACUUUGGAAACAGGGAAGACAAAAUCAAUGAACUUCUCAGAAGGAUGGUUUAAUGCAGUAGAUCCUGUGUUUAUAAAAAAAUAUAUAAAAUAAGUUCA